AUCAGGGCGCCUGCUGCGGGUGUCACUCCCACACCCGCUCCGCCCCUCUUCCGGAGGACGUGAGCGGGUGCGGGACGUGGACCCCGGGUGCUGGGGACCCCGAUCCCCGGCGUCCCUGUUGGGAUCGGGGCCCCAGGAGCGACGGCCGCGGCGAGGGACUGACCUGUGUCCCGGAGCAGCAGUAGGAGGCAGCGAAGAGCCAGAUCAAAGUGCAGAAGAGGAGGAGAAGGGAUCCCUGUGCCGCUGCUUCUCCAGCAGCUUCCUGACACUGGGCAAAGCACAGUGCAGUGAUAAGAUUCUGCCUGCAGGGGGAGGUGCUGAGGGGGAUAGGACCAAAUAAUGUCAGGCACAGGAUACGGAGCAAUCUACAGUCUCGUGAUCUUCUUUACUUACGGAUGGACUAUAAGAAGAUUGCCGAUGAUGUCUCCCAGAAGAUUCUGUCAUACAGUCAAGAUACAUCGGGAUGGAAAGUGGUGAAAUCUUCAAAAAACAUUACUGUCUCAUGGAAACCGUCCAAGGAAUAUUCAGGAAAUAUAUAUCGCGGAGAAGGAAUAAUUGAAGAAAUCCCGGAAAAAGUUAUCCCCUUUAUGUAUCUUGAGAAAUACAGAGCAAAGUGGGACAGCGCCCUGAAAUCCUAUUCUAUUGUAGGAGAGAUUGAUGAGAACACCGUCAUCUGUCACUGCAUCACACACAGCUAUGGGAUGGGGAUUAUCUCCUCCAGAGAAUUUGUAGAUUUGAUUCACAUCAGGAGGUACGAUGGCGGAGUGGUCACCACUAAUACUGUUAGUGUGGAAUAUGACAAAUGCCCUGUGACCAGCUCUCAUGUCCGUGGCUUCAAUAAUCCAUGUGGAUAUGUGUGUUCACCAUUACCUGAGAACCCAGCACAUUCUAGACUGGUGGUGUUUAUACAACCGGACCUGGGUGGUUUAUUGCCGCGUGCCGUGGUGGAAUCAGCUUUACCGAACAAUGUUGUCAACCUCAUCAGCGAAGCUCGCGAAACAAUAAAAAAACUUUUACAAGGAUGAUAGGAUGAAAAAUUUGGCUUCUAUUUUAAUAAAUAGUGAAUAAUAUGAUCUACAUCAGUCACCUAGGCCUUCAUCAUACCUAACACUGAAUCCCCAAUAAUGUAUGACUCCAAACCAAUCAACAUAGAAGACUUUUCAGAUGAUUGUUUCAGACAUCAUGACAAAGCCCCUUUCAUGCGCACUAAUAAUGUGAAAACCAUUUGUUAACAUCUUAUUUAUAUCCGGAGAUAUCAUGGCUUGAAGUUACAGACCCAAAGCUUGAGGCUGUACUACUGAGACAAUUUGAUUUUAUCUUGGGUACUGUUGUCAUAGAGACCUUGUGUGAAUCCAUAUCAUCAUCAUCAUCAGAUACAUCAAUGUACCCAAAAAUAUACACAUAACCUGUCACUAAUAAAGCUGGGUAGUAUGGUAGAUGUCCAUGAGUUUGGAGAUUUGUAACUCUCCAUGACAACAGGAGAUGGUUGUUACAGAAUCUAUUCCAAAGAGAGAAAACGAACUGGCACUCCUUAUAGUCUUUUCGUCAAUAAAUGGCAUAUGGCCCCUAUAGUGGUAGGUGCACUAUGACAAGGACUUUUAUGGUGGUGCAGGAAGCCUUAUAAAGUAGGACAUCUAAUGUAGAUCCACAAUAGAAGAAAUGAAAAGGCUGCACUCACCGUGUGUUUCAUCUGUUGUGCUUCAUUAUAGUUCACAGCAUGGACACAGAGCGGGUGCUUUCACAGGACGGGCGACAUAUGUUUUGCGCGCCUAGCGUAUCCUCUGGCUCCUAAGUCAAACCCUAUGCCAUUAUUUCCUCAAAUACUCAUAGAAAAGCACUCACCUGAAUGUUAACUGCGGUUACAGGUCCUACAUUGAUCCGCUCCGUGCGUUGCGUCCAUGCCACAGGUGGAUAGCGGUACUGGAAGCUGCCGGGUUAAUCAGGUCACAUGAUUUGACUCACGUGAUCGUCAGCCCGCCCCUCGCUGAGGAAAAAACUCCUCUCGCGUUAAGCAGCACCAGCGUCACUGAGGUUCUUAACAUGUUACCUCGGGAACCUAGCAACCAACGACACGCCAACUCACCCGGCAGCUACGCAUAGCACGUCCUGAGAAUGUAUUACUGUAAUACAUUAAUAGAGCCGCAAUGUUAAGUAGGAGACUAUAGGGAAUAAACUAAAACAUAUACAUGUGAGAUAUAAGGACUAUAUACAAAUAUGCUAAAUACUAGAAAAGGUAAUAAGCUACUGCUAAGGCCAUAGAAAAAUAGAAUCACAUGAAUUCAUAAAAAUACGGACACCAGUUUUGUCAUUAAGACCUGGAGAACCCAUUGCGUCUGUUUUUAGUAUCCAUCUUGCUUCUUGUUGGAGUAGUGCUUUAUUUCUAUCUCCCCCAUUAUGGGGGUUAUUCACUACUUCCAACCCCGCAAAUUGUAAGAUGUUUGGGUUUCCUCCAUGUUCUUUUCCUACAUGUGCAAUCAAACGUGUGGAUCCUAUGCCUGUGCGGAUCGACUUAAAGGGGUACUCUGCUGCUCAGCAUUUGACUGUUCCGAAUGCUGGAGCCGGUGCCGAGAGCUCGUGACGUCACGCCCCGCCCCCUCAAUGCAAGUCUAUGGGAGGGGGCUGUCACGCCCACUCCUAUAGACUUGCAUUGAGGGGGUGGGGCAUAAUGUCAUGAGGGGGGCGGGGCUAUGACGUCAAGAGGUUCCAGUGUCGGCUCCAGUGUUUAAAACAGUUUGUUCCAAACGCUGAGCAGCAGGGUACCCCUUUAAAGUGCUCUUGCACCCUAAUAUACAAACAACGGAUUGUUUUCCCUAUGCAGAACCAUCCGCACGGGCAUAUGAUUACAUGUAAAAGCAAAUUUGUUGAAUAUGUGAUCAGGUUCCUAAUUUUACAUUAGGUCCCCCUCUUCCAGCGCUGACUUGCGCUUUGAGGCGGGGCCCCCGGCUAGAUUUAAAUAUUCAUAAGCGCCGGUCACGUGAGCGCUCGUGCCUACUGAGCGCUCCUGUUCCUUUAACAUUUAUAUUGUACACUAGCGCUCAGGCACUUAUAUUUAAAUAACACUCAGUUUCUUGGAUGGAAAAUCUACUGGAACAGGCCUCUUUAUAAGGCCAUGUUCACACGGCAGGAUUUCUGAGCGGAAUCUGUUGAAAGCAUUUUCCGGACAGACAUUCCGCACAAAUUACACUGUGUGAAUAUAUCCAUAGGCUAGGCUUAUACUGUGUUUUAAUAUAGGCCUUUUAUUCCCUGCAUUUUUCUCAUGACAAGUCAUGUGAUUCUUCCAUCAAGUGUCUCAAGGAUUUCUAUAUAAUAAAAAGGGGUUAAAAAAUGCCAACAUACAUGAACACGUUUUUUUCCAUUAAGCCUAAAACCGCCACUAAAGGCUGAAUAAAUGCCCUAAUAAAUGCCAAGCAGCGAGAAAGGCUUUUUUAUUUUAGCUAUUUUUUUUUACAUGUUUUUUUACACAAAUUCUGUGUGAGCAUCUAGCGAUGUGCCUAUCAGCUGUGAUGGACACCCUGUAAUGCAUGCAGUAGAUACACCAGCCCAACUAAAUAGGUGAUAAUGGCUCAUAAAUGUAUUUAUUUUAUAUUUUUUAGGAAUUAUAACUUGAUAAAUACUGUUUUAUGCUCUGGAAUGUGGAUGGGACAAAAGACGAAAAUGUAUGUCCCGGUCAGGUGUUACUUUUGCCACUGUAAUGUACAUUUUUUUUAAGGUCAUCUUGUAAGCGAGAUCAGUGGCAGGAGUGGGGUUGUAAUACUUAGCCAUUCUUCUACCGGGAUCGGAGAAAAUGCCCAUCCUUGCAGUUAUGGCUGGGUUCAGUUAUGGUCCUGCAGGGUUUUCCAUGGUGAUGCCAGCCAUGGAAAUUAUGACUAUGUCCACUACAGAUAGUGCUGCAAAUAUGCUUGGAAGAGUAAGGCUAGCUUCACACUGUGUUAGGGUGU
Hyla sarda is the source of this 3938-nucleotide messenger RNA. RefSeq names its product StAR related lipid transfer domain containing 6 (gene STARD6). The record is from RefSeq and is a predicted model, not a curated record. The coding region runs from base 396 to 1025 and encodes 209 amino acids. Lineage: Eukaryota; Metazoa; Chordata; Amphibia; Anura; Hylidae. The transcript has 9 exons. Gene Ontology annotation, molecular function: lipid binding.